Molecule: messenger RNA, 1943 nt
Organism: Xiphophorus maculatus (southern platyfish)
Lineage: Eukaryota; Metazoa; Chordata; Actinopteri; Cyprinodontiformes; Poeciliidae
Product: tubulin alpha-1C chain-like
Exons: 4
Coding region: 175-1524 (449 amino acids)
Biological process (GO): microtubule cytoskeleton organization; mitotic cell cycle
Cellular component (GO): microtubule; cytoplasm
Molecular function (GO): structural constituent of cytoskeleton; GTP binding
Source: RefSeq, a predicted model, not a curated record
UAGACACCUAACCUAUCAGAUUAAAGUGUGUACUUCUAUGGACAAAUGAAUAUAAAUAGUGCCUCCAACCUGCAUUCAUCACUUUCUUCUUUCUGAAGACUCUUAGCUGUCAGUGAGAGAAAACUUUGAAGCUUUUUCUUCUUCCAACACAUCGAACUCUCAACUUCAGGAAUCAUGCGUGAGUGCAUCUCUGUACACAUAGGGCAGGCUGGUGUCCAGAUUGGUGAUUCUUGCUGGGAGCUCUACUGUUUGGAACAUGGGAUACAGCCGGAUGGACAGAUGCCCAGUGACAAAACCGUUGGAGGAGGAGAUGACUCUUUCAAUACGUUCUUCAGUGAGACUGGAACUGGGAAGCAUGUCCCCAGAGCUGUUUUUGUAGACCUCGAGCCCUCUGUCAUUGAUGAAGUGCGUACUGGAACAUACCGCCAGCUGUUUCAUCCUGAACAGAUGAUCACUGGUAAGGAAGAUGCAGCCAACAACUAUGCCCGUGGACACUACACCAUUGGAAAAGAGAUCAUCGACCAGGUUCUGGAAAGGAUCCGCAGACUGUCUGACCAGUGCACUGGCCUUCAGGGCUUCCUGAUUUUCCAUAGCUUUGGUGGAGGAACCGGCUCUGGUUUUACCUCCCUGCUAAUGGAGCGUCUUUCUGUGGACUACGGCAAGAAGUCCAAACUUGAGUUUUCAAUCUACCCAGCUCCUCAGGUGUCCACUGCUGUGGUGGAGCCUUACAACUCUGUCUUGACCACACACACCACCCUGGAGCACUCCGACUGUGCGUUCAUGGUGGACAAUGAGGCAAUCUACGACAUCUGCCAGAGAAACCUUGGCAUUGACCGUCCCGCCUACAGCAACCUGAACAGGAUCAUCAGCCAGAUCGUGUCCUCUGUUACUGCUUCUCUUCGUUUCGAUGGUGCCCUGAAUGUGGAUCUGACAGAGUUCCAGACCAACUUGGUGCCAUAUCCCCGCAUCCACUUCCCUAUGGCCACAUACGCCCCUGUGAUCUCAGCCGAGAAGGCGUAUCACGAGCAGCUUACAGUGGCUGAGAUUACUAACUCCUGCUUUGAGCCUGCCAAUCAGAUGGUUAAAUGUGACCCCCGCAUGGGCAAGUACAUGGCUUGCUGCCUUCUGUACCGCGGCGACGUGAUGCCCAAAGACGUCAAUGCUGCCAUUGCUGCAAUCAAAACAAAACGGUCUAUCCAGUUUGUAGACUGGUGUCCAACUGGUUUCAAGGUAGGCAUCAAUUACCAGCCACCCACUGUGGUUCCGGGGGGAGACCUAGCCAAGCUCCAGAGGGCAGUGUGCAUGCUGAGCAACACCACAGCUAUUGCGGAAGCCUGGGCUCGACUUAACCACAAGUUUGACCUGAUGUACACCAAGCGGGCCUUUGUUCACUGGUAUGUAGGGGAAGGGAUGGAAGAGGGUGAAUUCUCUGAGGCCAGGGAGGAUUUGGCAGCUCUAGAGAAGGACUAUGAGGAGGUUGGAGCUGAUAGCAUGGGAGAGGAAGAUGAAGGAGAAGAAUAUUGAACAGACAUGCAUACCUUGUCUAAAUUUCUAUUUCGGUAACAAUAACAAAGGUAGUUUUUGAUGCACUACUCUAGUUUACUUGACUUAUUUAAUCAUAUUUGUUCAAUAAAGCCCAUAAUUAUUCAUACCUCUGGCAGGUUAGGAUUUUAUGUUAUUUAUAUUCAACCAUGAUGCUUCUUUCUGAUCGGAAAUGGCAGACAAUUCCCAAAAGAUAACCCUGAUUUUAAAAAGCAUCUUUUUUUGUGUGAAUGUUUGAUAUUUUGUAAAUGGAAACUAAAUAUUGAUUGGAAACUGUAAAUGAUUUUACAAAAUGACAGUUUUAUCUUGUAAUGGGAUAGGAAGAAAAUGCUUUAAUCUAUACAUUUUUGAAAAUAAAUGUAAUAUGUGAAAAAUGUGAACAUUUUCAAAGCUGAAAUAAA